Molecule: messenger RNA, 873 nt
Organism: Cuscuta europaea
Lineage: Eukaryota; Viridiplantae; Streptophyta; Magnoliopsida; Solanales; Convolvulaceae
Source: the annotation of a GenBank genome assembly
CAAAAAAAUGCAUUAUUCAAAUGAAUCAAACUCAAUUUCUGCCGUUUUUUUAUUGAACUUGCUCCUUAUCCUCCUAUAUAGCCAAAUAACAAAUAACUACUCCGCAAAAUUUAUACCUGUUUAGAUGCGCAACACUUUUUUUUUUCAGAUUCAAUUCGAAUGUCCGUAUCAUAGUUCCAGUCUUCAAAUCGAGAUUAUAAAUUGGCCAGACCUUCACAAAUGUCUGAUUUGACGAUUACUCCUUUUUGUCCCUUCUCUCAACUGUUAGUAAGUGGAAGAAACGAUGGGUAGGCUUUUCCUCACCUACUUGGAAGGCAACUUCUAUGGCUGCAAGUACUGCAAGACGCAUCUGGCCCUUGAGGAUGACGUUUUGUCUAAGUCAUUCCACUGCAGUCAUGGGAAGGCUUAUCUGUUUGAUAAAGUUGUCAAUGUAACUUCUGGUGAGAGAGAAGAGAGGAUGAUGCUGACAGGAGUGCAUACUGUUGUUGACAUAUUCUGUGUGGGUUGUGGCUCUCUUCUUGGUUGGAAAUAUGAGCUUGCACAUGAAAAGCCUCAGAAGUACAAGGAAGGAAGAUUCAUUUUGGAGAGGUAUAUGAUAUUAGGGCCGGGAGGAAACAACUAUGCAGUGAAUCAAGAUGCUGAGAUUGAUGGCAGUGAUGCUGAUGAAGAAUGAGUAACUAUGCUUUACUUUAGGAUAAAAAAUGUAAAAAACAUUCUCUCAUUGCACAUUUACCUCUUUCUAAGACCUCUUAUAUCGACUGAUACAUGUAGUGUAGUAGCAUGUAGCCAAGCAGUCUGAGGAUAUUUGUAGUGUUAUAUAAUGUCCAUUGUUUUUCAAGUAGAAUUUUUGAACAAGGGGUACCGUGGCGCAUU